AUGUAUAUGAAUGUUAAUGCUAUUCUUAAAGUUUUUGUUGCACCCAAUAUAAUUGAAAAGAUUCGUUAUAAAAUAAAUUAUAAUCUAUUUUAUCAUUCAGCCAAAAUUAGUCCUGAGUCUUUGCAUUUAUAUCAG
Dentiscutata erythropus is the source of this 135-nucleotide messenger RNA. The record is from the annotation of a GenBank genome assembly. Lineage: Eukaryota; Fungi; Glomeromycota; Glomeromycetes; Diversisporales; Gigasporaceae.